AUGUGCUACAUCCCAGUCUUCUGCUGGAUCACUGCUACAGUUCUGGAGGAUGUGUUGAAAACCAGAGAGGUAGGAGAGCUGCCCAAGAACCUGACUGAGAUGUACAUUCACUUCUUGGUGAUCCAGGCCAAAGUGAAGAAGGUCAAGUAUGAUGGAGGAUUUGAGACAGAUCCACACUGGAGUCCAGAGAAAAAAGAUUUGGAUGUGUUUGACCUGAAGAAAUACUCUGCUUCAGAGAAGGCUUUUCUGAGGCUGCUGCCAGUGAUCAAAGCCUCCAACAAAGCUCUCUGUGAAGUCUUGUCCUCAGUUCUCACCUCACAAUCCUGCAAUCUGAGAGAACUGGACCUGAGCAGCAAUGACCUGCAGGAUUCAGGAUUGAAGCUUCUAUCGACAGGACUAGAAAGUCCAUAUUGUAACCUACAAAGUCUCAGAUUGACUUCCUGUUACUUAACAGAGAGAAGCUGUGAAGCUCUGUCCUCAGUUUUCCUCUCCCAGUCCUUUCGUCUGAGAGAGCUGGACCUCAGUAACAAUGACCUGCAAGAUUCCGGUGGAAUUCUACUUUCUGCUGGAUUGAAAAAUCCACACUGUACACUGAAAAGUCUCAGUCUUUCAGGCUGUCUUAUUGCACAGAGAGGCUGCAUUUCUCUGGCUUCAGCCCUGAGCUCCAACCCUUCCCAUCUGAGAGAGCUUGACCUGAGCUACAAUCAUCCAGGAGAGUCAGGAAUGAAGCUGCUUUCAGCUGGACUAAAGGAUCCACUCUGGAGACUGGAAACACUCAGGUACAGAAGGAAUGCCUGA
This is a messenger RNA of Pundamilia nyererei, 798 nucleotides long. Its product is annotated as NACHT, LRR and PYD domains-containing protein 12-like. Gene Ontology annotation, molecular function: protein binding. NCBI's taxonomy places the organism in Eukaryota, Metazoa, Chordata, Actinopteri, Cichliformes, Cichlidae. The transcript has 5 exons. The coding region runs from base 1 to 798 and encodes 265 amino acids. The record is from RefSeq and is a predicted model, not a curated record.